AUGGCGGACGACUUUGACUAUGACGACGGGGUGCUGGAUUUUGAUGAUGGCUGGCUGUAUGUCGAGGAUGAAUUCGAUCUGGCGGACGAGCUCGCCGAGGGCCAAGUACCCGACCCUGGCUACAGCGGUACCAACAACGAAAUUGACAUGGAUGGAUACGAGUUCGACUUGUUUGGGUACUGGGACGACCUGGACUACGGAGACGACUCAUACUGGGAUUACGGCAUACCCGACUCGAAAAGCAAUGCUUCAGACAAUGCAGGACAGAAAAGGAAACGUGGAGUUGGCAAACCAAAUGGCUCCCCUGCCAAGAGAAGGAAGACCAACGAAGGAGGUGAAACAUUGGCUGGAGAGUCCGAGCCACUCGUCUUUCGAAGUCAAAACGACAGAUAUCAAGCGUACAAGCAGGAUGCGCCAUUGGUGAAGGCGAAGGCCGCGUUUUCUUUCUUACCAGAUUGGCGAGAGCGUUUUGCGGAUGAGGAAGGCCCUGUACUGGUUACGAAGAUGCCACCGGAUAUGCGCAAAGCUGCAGAGGGUCACGAUGUGACACCGCCCAAGGCACGGCAGCUAGGCGAGGAAGCGUAUGAAGAGGGCGAUGAUGAGGAGGAUGACUGGGAAGACGAGAUGGAGGAGGACGAAGAGGGUGGCAUUGCACUCGAUCCAGAGAUGCUGAAGUCAAUCUUGCGGGAGAAGCUUGGGGCGGCGGGGCUUGAUGGCAUGGACGAAGCUGCCUUUAUGCAGACUCUACAGAAGAUGCUAUCCGGCGAGGGCGGGGAGGAUGAGGCGGCCGGAGAUCUUGCCAACGCGCUUCUCGGCAAGCUGACGUCUGGUUCUGGCGAUGAAGCUCUGUCAGGCUGGCUCUCUGGGCAAGGCGUUGCGCUCGAAGACGACGAUGCAUCGAGCGUAGCCACCGGUGAGGUUGCAGAAGCUGGAGGUAGUGCCGGCGCCUCUCGGAAUGCCACGCAGACUUCGCCGCCGGAUAGCGCUGUCGAAAUGAAGAAGAAAGAAGCAGGCAGCACGCAAAUGCCUCUGCAUUCUGGAUCUCCGACCAAGUCUACCAAGAAGAGAGCAGCAACGGUGGAGGACGAUCAGCCAACGAAGAAGCACAAGAAAGUCCAGUUCGAUGUGCCGCCAUCAUCGGAGAGCAACCCCACCGCUCCAGAAGAUGUACCAGGCCCUCCAACAAGCGAAGACCCACACAUGUCAGAGCCCACUGUGGCGAGCACGCGAGCAGCCAAUGCCGCUGCGGUAGAUGUGAACAAGUCAGCCUCGAACGAAGCAGAGGAAGAGGAUGGCGUCAAGCAGAAAGGUGGUCGAAAGCGCAAAGCGUCUUCUGCAAAUGAAAAGCCAGUUGGCAAAAAGACCAAAACGAGGGAGUUGCAGGAUCUUGGACCGCUACCAGAGGCCCCGUCGCCGGCGCCGCCUGCUAAGCGGACCAGAAGUGCGAGAUCAAAGGCAGGAAAGUGA
Zasmidium cellare ATCC 36951 is the source of this 1467-nucleotide messenger RNA. RefSeq lists its product as uncharacterized. The record is from RefSeq and is a predicted model, not a curated record. The transcript has 2 exons. Bases 1 to 1467 code for a protein of 488 amino acids. NCBI's taxonomy places the organism in Eukaryota, Fungi, Ascomycota, Dothideomycetes, Mycosphaerellales, Mycosphaerellaceae.